This is a messenger RNA of Ooceraea biroi (clonal raider ant), 1706 nucleotides long. It is a transcript of the gene DMAP1, whose product is annotated as DNA methyltransferase 1 associated protein 1. Gene Ontology annotation, molecular function: transcription corepressor activity. Gene Ontology annotation, biological process: DNA repair; chromatin remodeling; negative regulation of transcription by RNA polymerase II. Gene Ontology annotation, cellular component: Swr1 complex; NuA4 histone acetyltransferase complex; nucleus. NCBI's taxonomy places the organism in Eukaryota, Metazoa, Arthropoda, Insecta, Hymenoptera, Formicidae. The record is from RefSeq and is a predicted model, not a curated record.
ACGGAAACAAUGUAAAUCGACCAUAAACAAAUUCCAAUAUAUGCGUGAAGUGAAUACAAGCCGCUAAUCGUGUUUUGACAAUUGUUUAACAAUUUGUAAGUGUAUAAUCAGUUCGAUUAAUCAAUCAUCGUACUUUUAGAGACAAUAUGAAGCCAACGUAACAUUAAAGGUAUCGAUAGAGACUUGCGUAAUGUAUGUACAGAGCCAACAAUGAUCAGCGUAAGUACAUAACCUCCAAGCAAGUCGGAGUCCGUACGGGAGAUAUUUUGACCGAGGGAAUUCUAAGUCAUCAGAAUGGCGGAUGUACGCGAUAUUCUGGAUAUUGAAGUGCCGACUAGCACGGAACUCACAAAGGAGUCAAUAUUCGGCAACGACAAGAAGAAUCGCAAACGGUAUGAUUACAACAAAGUGCCAAAACGCCCGGAAGGUAUGCACCGGGAGGUGUUCGCGCUCCUUUGCAAGGACAACAACGACGUGCCGCCGUUGUUUCCCACCGACACCGCGAAGGGAUAUAAGCAGGUUCGUGCCAAGCUUGGCAUGAAGAAAGUAAGACCUUGGAAGUGGACACCAUUCACUAACCCGGCACGCGUGGACGGUGCUGUCUUUCAUCACUGGCGACGCGUCGCCGACGCUGGGAAGGAAUAUCCCUUUGCCAAAUUCAAUAAGAAAGUUCCUAUCCCCACGUACACCAAUGCAGAGUACGUCCAGCAUUUAGUCAUCAAUGGCUGGACCCGCGUGGAAACGGAUCAUCUGUUUGACUUGUGCAGGAGAUUCGAUCUCAGAUUUAUCAUCAUCAAAGACAGGUGGGAUUGUGCCAAGUUCCCCAUCAGGUCUGUAGAAGAUUUAAAAGAGAGGUAUUAUCAGGUAUGCGCCGCGUUGACAAAGGCGAGAUCUCAUACCGAUAAAGUAUACACCUUCGAUGCCGAGCAUGAGAAGCGCAGGAAAGAGCAGCUCAAGAAGCUGUUCGAGCGUACUCCUGAACAAGUGGAGGAGGAGCAGACCCUGCUGGCCGAACUGCGCAAAAUUGAACAAAGGAAAAAGGAGAGGGACAGAAAAACGCAGGAUUUGCAGAAACUGAUAACAGCAGCCGAUCAUCAGGCAGAUCCCAGGAAGAGCGAGAGGAAAUCUUCCAAGAAGAGUAGCAGUUCCUCCAGGAACAGGCCAAAUAAAACUGAUACCUCUCAUGCAGUAGAGUCAGCCGGAAUCAAAUUUCCCGACUUCAAGAAUAGCGGUGUUACUCUGCGUUCACAACGAAUUAAAUUACCGAGCAGUCUUGGUCAGAAAAAAAUGAAAGGCAUUGAGCAAAUGCUGAACGAGUUGCGUUUAGAAUUAAAUCCACCACCAACGGAACAAAUAUGCCAGCAAUUUAACGAGCUGCGUAGCGACAUAGUUUUACAUUACGAACUGAGAAGCGCCUUAUCGACAUGCGACUACGAGCUGCAAUCCUUGAGGCAUCAGUAUGAAGCACUGGCACCGGGAAAGACAUUAACGAUACCGCCAGCGCUUCUGCCAAAAACAGAACCGGAAGUCAAAGCGGAUAUCAUCGACGUGGUAGGCUCGCCCAGUAUGCCUAACAUUACUCAUUAACUGAUAAAUAAAUAUUCAUGAUUCAUGAAUAUGCAUGUUCUGUUGUAAUGUAUCAUAUAAUGAAUCAAUGAACGUUUAUUAUUUUGUAUCGUAUAAAUAAAAAAUUAUUUAUAAUGCAA